This is a messenger RNA of Caenorhabditis briggsae, 1041 nucleotides long. The coding region runs from base 1 to 1041 and encodes 346 amino acids. The transcript has 3 exons. Gene Ontology annotation, molecular function: GTP binding; GDP binding; GTPase activity. Gene Ontology annotation, biological process: small GTPase-mediated signal transduction. NCBI's taxonomy places the organism in Eukaryota, Metazoa, Nematoda, Chromadorea, Rhabditida, Rhabditidae. Gene Ontology annotation, cellular component: plasma membrane. The record is from RefSeq and is a predicted model, not a curated record.
AUGAUGAUUGCCACAAAAUGCCCAAGCCGUCAAUCUCAUUCUGACUACUAUAGUGUCGGAUCAUCUUGCUCCUCAUCGUGUUCCGAAGACGAGGCUCCCCCAUUCCUGGACCAAGAACUGAAACCUCUGGUAGACGCUUCCACUACAACACAACCAGAAGAUCUUUCUUCUCUUCCUGUUGGAGUCUGUCCACAAUGCCUUCAAAUUUUUGAACAGCCAGUCAGUCUCCAAUGUGGUCACUCAUUAUGCCUCAUGUGCUGCAAUCAUCUGCUCUUCUCGGUGAAACCAGUGACCACUGCUCAUCUGAAUCGUCAACGUCCUCGUAUGGGAAUUAGUCAGCGUGCCCCAUCCACUAUUCCCGGAUCCAAUGGCAUCGUCAUGUACCGUACUCCAAAGUGUCCCGUCUGUUGUGCACCGCCCUCUAGAGCUGGCCCUGUACCGAACCUUGCCCUCGAUCAUCUGCUUCGAAAUAUGAGAACUUUUCGAUGGAAUCAAAUUGAGAAGGAUGUGAGCAGCCGUGGAUCUCGGAAGUGGGACGAUGGACCUAUCCAAGACUGUCGAAUUGCUGUUCUGGGAUCGGCAAAAGUUGGAAAAACGUGUUUCACAAUGGUACAAAAUGGGAAUGAAGUGAUGUUCCCAGAUCUUCAUAGCGAAUCAGAAGAUGCCGAUGCCUACAUGAUAGAGAUAGCAGAUGGAAUAUCGGUGGAAAGAGCGUGCAUUGCUUCCAGUGGUAUCAUAAUCAUGUACUCGGUGGUUGACAGACAAUCCUUCUACCAUGCCGCUGAGAUAUUCAAAAAGUUAGAGAACGAAAGAGAGCAUAAUCAACCAAUAAUUCUCGUCGGAUCCAAGAAGGAUGUCCGAGGCAAGCGAGUAGUCACAUCCCUUGAAGGUCAACAGCUGGCACGAACACUGAGAGUCCCGUUCAUGGAAGUGUCUUCGAAGUACAAUGAUUGCGUUUUUGAUACAUUUGAAGAGCUGGUCUCGAUGAUUCAGAAACAAAAUGCUGCGUUUAAGAAUGUAGUGAAACAAAUUAUUGUUUGA